Molecule: messenger RNA, 177 nt
Organism: Pediculus humanus corporis (human body louse)
Lineage: Eukaryota; Metazoa; Arthropoda; Insecta; Psocodea; Pediculidae
Exons: 2
Coding region: 1-177 (58 amino acids)
Source: RefSeq, a predicted model, not a curated record
AUGGUGGCAGGUCAAACGGUGGACUCUUAUAAUAAUGAGGACAUGUAUUGUACUCAAUAUGAUUAUUACUCGGAUUUCUAUAUACAGCAACAGGAUUCAUGUCCUCAACAAGGACAGCAACAUCAAAUUUGUACAGUUCAUGGAGACUAUGUAAAAUUCAUUUCUGCGGAAACUUAA